This is a messenger RNA of Loxodonta africana (African savanna elephant), 4859 nucleotides long. RefSeq names its product aromatase. NCBI's taxonomy places the organism in Eukaryota, Metazoa, Chordata, Mammalia, Proboscidea, Elephantidae. The coding region runs from base 192 to 1703 and encodes 503 amino acids. The transcript is spliced from 10 exons. Gene Ontology annotation, molecular function: aromatase activity; iron ion binding; heme binding. Gene Ontology annotation, biological process: response to estradiol; female gonad development. Gene Ontology annotation, cellular component: endoplasmic reticulum. The record is from RefSeq and is a predicted model, not a curated record.
GACUUGUCCCAUUCCCAGGAGAUCCUUUACCCAUGUAGGCACAUGUGCAAGGCAUGGGUGGUAUGAUUCCUGGACAGGAUGCAGGCUCCUGGCUGCAGGUGGAAUGCAAACAGCUGGAGCCCUGUAGGAGGCACCUGGCACUGGUCAAAUUAGGACUUUAAGUUGCUUCCCGUGAGGUCAAAGAAAGCGAGAUGAUUUUGGAAAUGCUGAACCCAAUGCACUAUAACAUCACCAGUGUGGUGCCUGAGAUCAUGCCUGUUGCCACCAUGCCAAUCCUGCUGCUCACUGGCUUUCUUCUCCUGGUCUGGAAUUAUGAGGGCACAUCUUCAAUUCCAGGUCCUGGCUAUUGUAUGGGAAUUGGCCCCCUCAUUUCACAUGGCAGAUUCCUGUGGAUGGGGAUUGGCAGUGCCUGCAACUACUACAACAAGAUGUAUGGAGAAUUCAUGAGAGUCUGGAUAUGUGGAGAGGAGACACUCAUCAUUAGCAAGUCCUCAAGUAUGUUCCAUGUAAUGAAGCACAGUCACUACAUCUCCCGAUUUGGCAGCAAACUUGGGUUGCAGUGUAUUGGCAUGCAUGAAAACGGCAUCAUAUUUAACAAUAAUCCAGCCCUCUGGAAAGUGAUUCGACCUUUCUUUAUGAAAGCUUUGUCUGGCCCUGGCCUUAUGCGGAUGGUGGCGAUUUGUGUUGAAUCCGUCAAGACGCAUCUGGACAGGCUGGAGGAGGUCACCAAUGCAUCAGGCUAUGUAGACGUGCUGACUCUCAUGCGACGCAUCAUGCUGGACACCUCCAACAUGCUCUUUUUGGGUAUCCCCUUGGACGAAAGUGCCAUUGUGGUUAAAAUCCAGGGUUAUUUUGAUGCGUGGCAAGCUCUCCUUCUCAAACCAGACAUCUUCUUUAAGAUUUCUUGGCUCUACAAAAAGUAUGAAAAGUCUGUCAAGGAUUUGAAAGAUACUAUAGAGAUUCUAAUUGAAGAAAAGAGACACAGGAUUUCUGAGGCAGAGAAACUGGAAGACAAUAUGGAUUUUGCCACUCAGUUGAUUUUUGCUGAGAAACGUGGUGACCUGACGAGAGAGAAUGUGAACCAGUGCAUAUUGGAAAUGCUAAUUGCAGCACCUGACACCAUGUCCGUCUCUGUGUUCUUCAUGCUAUUUCUCAUAGCAAAGCACCCUAAGGUUGAAGAGGCAUUAAUGAAAGAAAUUCAGACUUUUUUUGGUGAAAGAGACAUAAGGAUUGAUGAUGUACCAAAAUUAAAAGUGGUGGAAAACUUCAUUUAUGAGAGCAUGAGGUACCAGCCAGUUGUGGACUUGGUCAUGAGAAAAGCUUUACAAGAUGACAUCAUUGAUGGAUACCCAGUGAAAAAGGGGACCAAUAUUAUUCUGAAUAUUGGAAGAAUGCAUAGACUCGAGUUUUUCCCGAAGCCCAAUGAAUUUACUCUUGAAAACUUUGAGAAGAAUGUUCCUUACAGGUAUUUUCAGCCAUUUGGUUUUGGGCCCCGUAGUUGUGCAGGCAAGUACAUCGCCAUGGUGAUGAUGAAAGCCAUCCUGGUUACACUUCUGAGACGGUUCCACGUGAAGACACUGCAAGGAGGGUGUAUUGAAAACAUGCAGAAAAAAAAUGACUUGUCCUUGCACCCAGAUGAGACUGGUAAAUUUCUGGAAAUGAUUUUUACCCCAAGAAAUUUUGACAAGUACCUGAAACACUAAAGAAGGCUGGUCAGUACCUACUCUGAAGCAUUUCUCAACAGUAGUUCACACGGUAGCCAUCCAUUCUUGCCCAGGUAGUGUCAACUUUGCAGUGAACAUUCGGUGGCAUUUUAUAGGCAUACUUCCUACUAGCUGUCAGCAAACCAGGAACUAUCGGUCAUCCAAUCUUGCCUAAACAAGGGAAUCAGGCUGCGAGAGAAAAGACAGAGGCCAAAAGUUUGCCGGGGAAAUGGUCAGUGGACAAACCGUAACCCUAAAGACCCAAUUCCACAAAAGUACUUUUGGAAAGAAUAGACCAUCAGCAAAAAUGUAUGCCCAACUUCCUAUGGGAGCGCCAUUGCCCUCCCUGAUGACAUUUUAACCCAGGAUAGAAACAUUCAAGUCAAAUGAAGGGCCAGGCAAAUGUCUGGGUAACUGAGGCCAAACACACCUGCUAGUGUGGAUAAAAGUGCUUUGAUUUGGUUUUGGAAGGUAGGGGUCGCAUUAUUCAUAGUCUUUGGAGAAAUGCGUACAAAAAUAGCAUUUGACUUUUCCCAAUGAAUUGUACCCAAUGAACUCUUGUUUAUGCACCUGUGACUUGUCUUCGAAAAAAUUUUAAAUUUGACUAUACCCUUUUCUAGUUUCUCAGUUCAUUCCUCAGCCACUUACCUCUGCUAAAAUGUGUAUGAAAAAAAUGUGUAUAGAUUCAGGUAAUUCAAGCUAUUUUAGUAAUAGCCUGUGUAACAUAUAAAUAGGCCCAUAUGUCUGCUGUAGGGAAGAAAAUCACAUGAUGCAUUUUAAAUUCAAAUAAAAAUUGUUUUUGCAUAUUUGCAUUGUUGCUUAGCUCCAUUAGUGCAGCUAACAAAGAAAUGACUUUAAAUAGUGGCAUCUAUCAACCUUGCAGCAGUGCCAACGAUGUGGGGAGGGGAAGUCCUCUGAUCUAUAUCUAAUUCUCCAGCCCAGUGGGUUCAGACUUCUAAGGAAUGUUCCUCCCAUCGCAUUAUCCUUCUCCAUCGACACUGUCCUCCUGUCUUUCUUUCCAUAAUCCCAAAGCCAAGGACAACACGUUAGUAUUGAAUAUGGUGAGAGUUGAACCCCUUUCAUCCUACCUUGGAUCUUACACAGCAAAAGGCAGUUUAGAAAUGUAACGGUUAUCUAGUUUAUGGAAUCACUGUAUGUAGCCAUAAAGAAAAUGCACACUUUGGAAUUAGCUCUCUCGAGGGAAUCAAAUAAAUGGGCUAAUUUUUCAAACACCACUUUACUUGUGUCAUAUAGCCAAUAUGGCAAGAUCUAUUGAAUCUCAUUUGUAAAACUGAAAAAUUAAACUCAGCUACCUGGAUAUUUGGAAACCCUGGUGGUGUAGUGGUUAAGAGCUACAGCUGCUAACCAAGUGGUCAGCAGUUCAAAUCCAGCAGGUGCUCCUUGAAAACUCUAUGGGACAGUUCUACUCUGUCCUAUAGGGUCGCUAUGAGUCGGAAUCGACUCAAUGGCAGCAAGUUUUGGUUACCUGGAUAUUUACAAAUAUGCAAGUGUUCACUAUUGAUUCAACAGCCAUCCUGACAUUUCAAUAUCUUUUUCAUCAUAAUGUUUGACAAUAUAGAAACAGCUGAGUAUAAAACAAGAGUACAUGUUCCUUGAAAGCAGGGGCCAUUUUCUUUUGUAAUCCACCCCUAUCCCCCUUGUUCUGACUCCCAGGUUGACUCUUAAGAUCGGCACUGAAUAGACACUCUUGCUCAUAGAUAUUCUCAACUGACUUCAGAAACUAAGAAAAAACAAACCAAAACCAGCCCCAGUGCCACUGAGUUGAUACCGACUCACAGAGACCAAUGUGCAAGAGGCAGGUGUUCUAAGAAUUCAAGGAUAAACCAAAAACCAAGCUUGUUGCAGUUGAAUCAAUUUUGACUACUUGAACUUAGAAUUUUUUGGAUCAUCUAUAUGGCCUAUAAGUAUUUAGAAAUAUGUCUGUGUACUUGAACAUGUCUGUAGCGAGCUCUAGACAAUCAUUGAAAUAACCCAGGCCACUGAAAGCAAGGCUAGAAUUUUAUAUUUAAUAUAUCCAGGUUAAUUCACUUGAUAAUUGUUAACAUGCUUUUACUUUGCCUCUACUGGAACUACUUAGUAGAGGGAAACAAACAUUAGUACAAAUAUUAGUGUACUCCAUCCAUCUAAUUCUUUUGGAACAUCUACACGUAUUUUCCAUGUAUAUAUGUAGCCAAGGCCUAUUUCUAUACAGUCAAAGUAAAAUGGAAGGUUUAUUAAGUUGUGUAUAGACAAUGUACAUACAAAAAUAUGCUGGGGAAAAGUGGGGAAUUGGAGGCAGGUGUGCAGGACAGGAAGAAGGGAAGUGCUGGUUUGAGUGACCCAAGGAAACUCUCCCAACCCAAACCAAACCCAGUGCCGUCGAGUUGAUUCUGACUCAGAGCGACCCUAUAGGACAGAGUAGAACUGCCCCAUAGAGUUUCCAAGGAGCGCCUGGUGGAUUCGAACUGCCGACCUCUUGGUUAGCAGCCAUAGCAUUAACCACUACACCACCAGGGAGGAAACUCUCCCAGAAUCAAAUUAAACUGGGUAAUUGUUUGAUUUAUUGCUCUGCUUGGCCUGUAUAGAUAAACCCUGUAUGUUUGUACAAGCUUGGCCUAAGGAAUUUGGAAUACCACUGACUUUUCAGUAGGCUGAUAAACAUAUGUUUGAAAAUCCUGUUUUUCUCUUCAGAAUUUUGCCUCAUUGUUAAGUACUUGUCACCUUUGAAUGUGCUGUGGAUUCUAUUUUGUAAUCUGUUCUCAAAGAAUUGGAAUGUGUAAAUUAUCAGUGAAAUGCAUGCAUACACAACAUUGUCAAAUUGUGAGGACGAUUGUACCCUUCUAUCCUCAGGUGUACCAGUUAUCUCCCUAUGCCUUCAUCAGCAUCCCACUUUUCCCUCUCCCAAGGGGAAAAGGAUCACUUUCAGAAAGUCUCCGUGUUGUUAAGAACUGCUCGUUGGGGAUUGCCACGUUUUAUUUCUAAGCAGCACCUCUCAUCACCCAUGGGGCUAAUAGUCCACUGAAGUGUGUGGCAUUGGCCCUGGAAAGGAGGCUAGAUGGAUUCCCUCCCACCUCCUGUAUCGACUGGUCUGUGGGACAGAAUCUCUCAUUCAUACUUGCAGAAAGGCCAUUGCUAAAUUAAACUUUGUCUAAUUAA